This is a messenger RNA of Coregonus clupeaformis (lake whitefish), 3789 nucleotides long. Its product is annotated as prominin-1-A. The transcript has 24 exons. Gene Ontology annotation, molecular function: cholesterol binding. Bases 355 to 2850 code for a protein of 831 amino acids. The record is from RefSeq and is a predicted model, not a curated record. Gene Ontology annotation, cellular component: cell surface; cilium; apical plasma membrane. Lineage: Eukaryota; Metazoa; Chordata; Actinopteri; Salmoniformes; Salmonidae.
UGCCAGUAUUUCACAGUCAGGCAGGGAGAGAGGCAGUCAACUUGACUUUCACCGCAGCAGUAGGAGACCCUAUCAGAUUUAUCAAGGAAGGGACUAAUACAUACUCCCUCACACUGGACACACGCAUACAAACACACACUAGUGGAGAGACCAGGGCAGAGACCGGACACACUCACUCACCUGUGCUUUGCAGAUUGGAGACACACCUGUAGUCCAGGAAGCAGACACACACACUCAAACUCACCCACUCACCUGGACCAUAUUCUUCACGCUCCAGCUCUGCUGGUUUACCUCUUUCCUGACUCGACUGAAGGAACAACAGCACAUCCUCCGGCCCUGUCUCCAGCUGCAGUGAUGGGAGCAUGUAGGAGAGUUUGGAGGUUGGGGGGCUGCGUCGGCCCUGUGUUGGCCUGGAUCGGUGCACUGUUCCUGGGUUCCAGCUUGGCCCAGCCUCCCCCUGCCUCCUGUCCUACGGGAGUCCCUCCCUCGAACCUGAGCCAGCCCCAGUACCAGUCAAUCCCAGGAGCAGACACAGGCUUCAUGUCCGCUGUGGUCCAGUCCUUCCUCCACACCGUCCAGCCCAACCCCUUCCCCAAAGAUUUGCUGGUUAAUUUAUUGGAGGGAAAUGGUAAUAUAUACGAUGACAAAACGACCAUUAAAGAGGUCCUUCUCUAUGAAGUUGGAUUCCUAGUGUGUGCUGCUAUAGGGAUUGUAUACAUUAUCCUGAUGCCCCUGGUUGGGUUCUGCCUGGCCUGCUGUCGCUGCUGUGGACACUGUGGAGGACGCAUGUACCAGAGACAGACUAAAGCUGUCCACUGUCACAGGAGAGGAUACUACUGGGCUACACUACUCACCACGCUAGUCAUACUUUCAGGGAACAUCUGCAUGUUCUUCAGCAACCAGUUUUUGAAAGUUAGUGUCGAGGACAGCUCUAUAGAAGUCAACAAAACACUGGACAACCUCCAAACCUACCUCACAGCUGUCCCACAGCAAAUUGACAGUGUGCUGAUAGAGAGUAAUAAGACAGUGGAUGAAGUCACCAGAAGCCUCAAUAAUAUAGGUCCUCUGCUGGGCAGGGAGAUCCAGAGAAGUCUAGAGGGCCCCCUGAACCUUGCCCUGCAGUCUGUCAGCGAUAUGGCCAAUGUGGUGAACAGUACCAGUAUCCUGCUGGUGAGGUUAGACUCUACUCUAACCCACUUCCAGUCUGAUGUGGCUGUGGUCCAGGCUAACGUUAGCUCUGUCAGAGACCGCAUCAACAGCACACUGAGAAACCCUAACUGUGCUGAGUGCUCUGCCGAUCAGUCAGAGCUACAGAAACUAACAUUUGACACUGUCACUAUCCCCAGUCUGAGUGAGCUGCAGUCGGCUGUCGAUAACGUCACCAAGGCUGAUCUCAACUCUAAAGUGAAAGAGGGAGAAGACUUCUUUGCCAGUAUUCCCCAAAAAGUGACCAACGACACCAAGGACGUGGUACAGAAUGUGAUGCAGCAGCUUGAAGACAUCAAGAGACAGAUCUUUGAGGUGAAGGGAAACAUCCCUGUCUCUACCCUCAGCAACAUCUCAGACACACUGGGAGAGGCUCAGAGAUACAUCAGCAUGUACUCACCACAGGCAGAGAGGGUAGAGAUGAUCAGGUGGGCUGUAGGUAUUAUCCUGAGCUGUGUAGUUCUCCUGGUUGUAGUGUGUAACCUCCUGGGUCUGUUUUUGGGUCCGGUGGGACUGAGCCCUAAAGACGUCCCAACAGAACGAUCCAGCACCGCAGACUGUGGAGGAACCUUCCUCAUGGCGGGUGCAGGGAUAAGUUUCCUGUUUUCCUGGCUCCUCAUGCUGGUGGUGUUACUACUAUUUAUACUGGGAGGGAAUGUCUACACACUGGUGUGCCAGCCCUGGCGCAGUGGACAGCUACUACAGUUUGCUGACACUGCGGGCCUGAUACAUGGCUUCAAUUUAGGAAAGACACUGGGCCUGAAGAGCAACCUGACUCUUACUGAAGUAUACAAUGAAUGUGAACAGAACAGGCCUCUAUGGACAACACUCCAUCUGUAUGAGCUCAUAGACCUCAAUGAUUUGCUCAACGUGUCCAAAUACACAGAAGAGAUUCAGCAGCACUUUGACAGUAAUGAGAUCAAACUGUCUACCAUCACCCUGCUCACCCAUGAGAUACGCAAACAGCUACACAGCUUCUCUGCCAUAGCCCAUGAUGUCGACUUCAGCUCUGUCAGACAGCAGAUCAACAAUAUUGCCAGCAUUAAUCUGAAUGAAACAGCAGACAGGUUAGACAAACUUGCUGCUAUUCAACCUGAUCGAGGUAUUCAAUUAGAGCUGACCCAGGAGACUACAGUCCUGAGAGAGAUCCAGUUAUACAUGAACACUACCAUCAUCCCACAACUGACUCAGUUGAACUCCACCAUAGAUGCCCUUAGUGUCAUAGCAUCACAUAUCAAUCGCACAUUAGGAGAUGUGUUGAGUAAAGUGGGAACAGCUCAAGACUUCCUCAACACUAACACUUCACAGAUAGUCAAGGCUGAGAGUAAGGAGUUCCUGGACUGUCAGAUGGGGUACUUCAUGGCGUAUGCUGACUGGGCUAACCUCACAAUCACUCAACAGGUUGGUCUCUGUGGCCCAGUGGCAAAAGCUGUGGACUCAGCUGAGGUUAUAGUCUGCUCAAACAUGGUGCAAUCUCUGAAUGCAUUCUGGUUCAGUCUGGGCUGGUGUAUGAUCUUCUUUGUCCCCAGCAUCAUCUUCUCCAUCAAUCUGGCCAAAUUCUACAGGAGGAUGAAGCAUAGUGAUGUCUAUGACAACCACAUAGCCAUGAACACCAUCCCCCGAGCCCAAGUCAAACCCUACUGAGUUGGGGGAAAGAGGACUGGCCAGGACUGUUACUGCUCUCAGGGACUACAACCAUGAUUCUGCCACAACUCCCUGACAGAGGAUCAUGGAACAUGCCAAACAGAACUCUGUCACCCUCAUAGAAAUCAAAUGAUUGUCACUACCAGGACUCUGCCACCCCUACCUAAAGCUACCACAUGGAACAUUCCAACCAGGACUAAAUACAAUCACAUGGUGUAUUUCAAUAAGGAAGUGGUACGUUCCCUCAUUGAUGGACUAAAACGGAGGAGCGAUCUCACACUCACGUAAUGGACAGAAUAACUGUUUUCUGGAGACGCCAUAUGCGCCACACAUGUACCACAUAUUUCCAUGCCGUGUGUCAGGAAUUAAAGGACAAAUUCUUAAUGUCUGCAGUACACACACACACACUGAGGAAUACACAGAGUUCCUCUCAGGAGUGAUGCAGGGCAAAAAGGAAUCUACAUAAACUCAACAUUUCCCAUGAUAUCUAAUGGAUUCACUGUAUGUAUAUAACGCUACUGUAUGUUUUCAACCAGUAUUUGGUUUGAAUGUACCAUAAAGAACAUCACUGGUAUUUUUAUAUUUUAGAUGAUUUCGAUAUGGAAAAUGGGACUAACCCUACUAGUAUCACCUGAAUAAUGUAUAUAUGAUAAAUCAAAUAGGGUAGGUAUUCAACAUAACGUUUAUUAUCAUUUCAUUGUGUUAUCUACAAUGUCAUUGUGAGGUUCUUUUUAGUCUUUUUAUUUUAAUAUAGAUAUAUUCUUCUAAUGAAUUAUAUUGACUGAAAUGUGAUUCUGCUAUGAUAACAUUUUGUGCCAGACAAUGAGCAGGAUGUUUGUAUAUGUUACGAAGCACUUUUAGGUCUGUUUAUAUAGAAACAACAUUUCUGAGCAUUGUGCAAACUACUGUAAUUAAAGAUUUGCUACUUUCUCAAAUGUA